This is a messenger RNA of Bubalus bubalis (water buffalo), 1182 nucleotides long. RefSeq names its product solute carrier family 22 member 4-like. The transcript has a single exon. The record is from RefSeq and is a predicted model, not a curated record. Bases 105 to 509 code for a protein of 134 amino acids. NCBI's taxonomy places the organism in Eukaryota, Metazoa, Chordata, Mammalia, Artiodactyla, Bovidae.
GGGUCCGCGAGAACGUUUUGACGCCCACGCCCUGCACCGCGCGGCGCUGUUCGGGGAACGCGCUCUCAUCACCCCACGUUGCCAACUGCAGAGCCGCGCCGAGCAUGCGGGACUACGACGAAGUGACCGCCUUCCUGGGCAAGUGGGGGCCCUUCCAGCGCCUCAUCUUCUUCCUGCUCAGCGCCAGCAUCAUCCCCAACGGCUUCAACGGUAUGUCAGUCGUGUUUCUGGCAGGGACCCCGGAACAUCGCUGCCGGGUGCCGGACACCGCGAACCUGAGCAGCGCGUGGCGCAACCACAGUAUCCCUGUGCGGCUGCAGGACGGCCGCGAGGUGCCCCAUAGCUGCCGGCGCUACCGACUCGCUACGAUCGUCAACUUCUCGGCUCUCGGGCUGGAGCCGGGGCGCGAUGUGAACCUGGAGCAGCUGGAGCAGGAGGGUUGCCUGGAUGGCUGGGAAUUUAGCCAGGACAUCUACCUGUCCACCAUCGUCACCGAGGUGGGUGUGUGAGCGACCCUUAAUCUGCAUCAGACCCCCUGGAGACAUUCUAGCCGUCUUUGGCUCAGCGUCCCCAGUUCCUCAUCAGACCUGGCUAGCAGUCAUCUGGGUUAUAAUUUUAACACAGGUGUGCAACCCAAGAGGGCAGGACACGCUUAGGAUCAUUCCUGGUCAGUUUGUCCAGAAGGGAGGGCAUGAAGAACUGAGAAAGGAGGCAGCCGUCAACUGCCUUUUUCUCUGGCAGUUUCACAAGAGGAAGUUGUUUCCCAAGAGCCUAGAUACUGUCAACCCCAGGCUCCCCAGAUGUACAGACUGAGUCAAAUUCCUGCAGGCGUGAGGAGGGGUGUGGGGAUGCUGCUGAGACCAUGUGCAGACACAAAAAGGAGUCUUAUUGCUGGGCAGGGCAUGGGCAGGUCUGGUCUGUUCCCUGGUCACAGACUUCUGGAAGCAUCAAGGGCUCUCCUGCUCUGCUAUACAACUAUGGUAAGGCUUGGGUCCUUUCCUGAGUCUCUAAUUUCUCCACAAAGGAGCAGGAGGCCUCCUGAUACUGGUGGAGAACAGGGAACUGCUAAGUCACUGCAGUCGUGUCCAACUCUGUGUGACCCCAUAGACGGCAGCCCACCAGGCUCCCCUGUCCCUGGGAUUCUCUAGGCAAGAACACUGGAGUGGGUUGCCAUUUCCUUCU